This is a messenger RNA of Equus caballus (horse), 2601 nucleotides long. It is a transcript of the gene DDX59, whose product is annotated as DEAD-box helicase 59. Gene Ontology annotation, molecular function: nucleic acid binding; RNA helicase activity; ATP binding. NCBI's taxonomy places the organism in Eukaryota, Metazoa, Chordata, Mammalia, Perissodactyla, Equidae. The record is from RefSeq and is a predicted model, not a curated record.
GCCGCCUGCCCCCCUAGUUCCCGAGCGGGUUCACCGGCUGAGGACUCGGUUCCUGGCGCUUCCCGCUUACACGGAGCCGGCCCUGGCCCGCUCCCCUUAUUUUGGGAUUUGGGGAGACUGGAUAGUGAUUGCAGACCCUCAGUUGCAUUUUUGUUGGGAUUUUCCCGGAAGAAUGGACUCUGACAAUUUAUCCUAAGAAUUAAUUUUUUUUAAGAAGAAUGUUUAUAUGCGAUAGUCCCCCAAUUAGGUUAAAUGCUGCUUUCCCACUUUCACUUUGCAAAAACACGUUUUGGGCGUGAAUGGGUGUGGCCCUGGCUCCAGCCCGCUCUCUGGGGGUGAGAAUGGUGUGCGCUUGGACGGGUCGCUUCCCCCCCGGGGGCUGCGCGUGCUCGUGUGAAAAUGAGUCUACACUGCACCAUCCAGCAAUAAAGUGCAUCCGUGCGUCUGUCUGUACGGGGGGUCGUGGUACCCUGCUUAGGAGCCAGCGGGAAGCCCCCAGCCCUGUAGUGGGACAUAAGCACCAUGCAAACGAGUUUUGAAGGAUGUUUGUCCCAAGAUCUCUCAAAGUCAAGAGGAAUGCUAAUGAUGAUGGCAAAAGUUGGGCGGCUAAGAGAGUUAAACCAGAAGCAGAAGACCUUCAGUUGGAUGAAGGCCGAGAGGGUCCAGUGGAUGGUGCAGUGGCCACGCCAGACGGGCCCCGCCCCGCGCCAUGCCCCUCCCCGGGUCCAGCGGGCCCGAUGGCCAAGGUCGGUGUGGCUGGACCUGGGCAGGGCGCAAAGGACAGCGGCCUUUCCGAAGAGCCUGUUAAGUCAUUUUCCAAAACCCAGCGCUGGGCAGAGCCCGGGGAGCCUGUCUGUGUGGUCUGCGGCCGGUACGGAGAGUACAUCUGCGACAGGACGGACGAGGACGUGUGUAGUCUGGAGUGCAAGGCGAGACAUCUCCUGACGGUGCAGGAAGAGGAAGAGAAGUUAAAACUCGGCGGGCCCCAGGGAGCCGACUCUGAGCCAGCGUCUCUACCACAGGCAGGUUACGUCUACAAAGAGCACCCCUUCAUUUCGAACCUGCAGGGGGACCAGAUUGAAAAUCUUAAACGGCAGCUGGGAAUUGUAGUUCAAGGGCGAGACGUCCCCAGGCCCAUCAUUGACUUUGAGCAUUGUGGCUUCCCUGAGGCCUUAAAUCACAACUUGAAGGAAGCAGGCUACGAGGUCCCCACCCCCAUCCAGAUGCAGAUGGUCCCCGUGGGCCUGCUGGGUAGGGACAUCCUGGCCAGUGCGGACACCGGCUCGGGAAAAACGGCCGCGUUCCUGCUUCCUGUCAUCCUCCGAGCUCUGUUGGAGAGCAAGACCCCCGCUGCCCUCAUUCUGACACCAACGAGAGAGUUAGCCAUCCAGAUAGAGAGACAGGCCAAGGAGCUGAUGACCGGGCUGCCGCGCAUGAAGACCGUGCUGCUGGUGGGGGGCCUGCCGCUCCCCCCUCAGCUCCACCGGCUGCGACAGCAUGUCAAGGUUAUCAUAGCAACUCCAGGGCGACUUCUGGAUAUAAUCAAGCAGAACGCUGUAGACCUCUGCGGGAUAAAAAUUGUCGUAGUAGAUGAAGCCGACACCAUGUUAAAGAUGGGCUUUCAACAGCAGGUGCUUGACGUCUUGGAAAACGUGCCUCAGGAUUGUCAGACCAUUUUGGUUUCCGCUACAAUUCCAACCAGCAUAGAGCAACUCGCAGGCCAGCUUCUGCACAACCCUGUGAGGAUCGUCACCGGAGAAAAGAACCUGCCGUGUUCCAGUGUGCGUCAGAUUAUUUUGUGGAUAGAGGAACCAGCCAAAAAGAAAAAAUUAUUUGAAAUCUUAAAUGAUAAGAAACUCUUUAAGCCUCCAGUGUUAGUGUUUGUGGACUGCAAACUGGGGGCAGAUCUGCUGAGCGAAGCAGUUCAGAAAGUCACAGGUCUGAAAAGCGUGUCUAUACAUUCGGAGAAAUCGCAGACAGAGAGGAGAAACAUCCUGAAGGGACUGCUGGAGGGAGACUAUGAAGUCGUCGUGAGCACCGGGGUCCUGGGACGCGGCCUGGACUUGGUCAGCGUGAAGCUGGUCGUGAAUUUCGACAUGCCAUCCAGCAUGGACGAGUACGUGCAUCAGAUUGGAAGAGUGGGGAGAUUAGGUCAAAAUGGAACAGCGAUUACUUUCAUCAAUAACAAUUCCAAAAGACUCUUCUGGGAUAUUGCAAAAAGAGUAAAACCCACAGGAUCCAUUCUUCCGCCCCAGUUGUUAAAUUCUCCUUACCUUCAUGACCAGAAAAGAAAGGAACAGCAGAGGGAGAAACAGACACAGAACGAUCUGGUCACAGAGGCUAAUCUUAUGGCCAUUAUCAGAAAACAUGAUAAAAGUAAUUCUCAAAAGUGAUUUGUUAUACCACUUUGAAUAAUUUUAUAUUGUGUAUUGUCAGUGAAAUUUCUGUAUGUUAUCACUCUCCGGUUUGAGUAAAUGGCAGAUGUACAUGAAAUGAAAAAAUUUAACAUGAUUUAAAAAUGUUUAAUAGAAUAUCAAAUUUAUACAGCAAUAUUGUAUUUAUUUCCCUUUAUGCCACUUAUAAAUUAAAACAUCAGAAAAU